Molecule: messenger RNA, 1198 nt
Organism: Humulus lupulus (European hop)
Lineage: Eukaryota; Viridiplantae; Streptophyta; Magnoliopsida; Rosales; Cannabaceae
Product: protein XRI1-like
Exons: 3
Coding region: 818-1198 (126 amino acids)
Biological process (GO): female meiotic nuclear division; male meiotic nuclear division
Source: RefSeq, a predicted model, not a curated record
AUUUUUUGAUAUCUAUGAUCGGUUUUCGUAUCUGGGUUUUUCUUCGAAUUGCAUUUUUUUUUAGUUUGUUCUUGGUUGUGGUUACUAUACUUGAUUCUUGGUUUCUUGAUAUCUAUGGUUCGGUUUGUAUUUAAGAUUUUUUUAUUUAAGUUAAAUGUGUGGAGAUGAAUAUGACUUAAUCUGCAGAUUUAAGGAGAAUGAGUGGAAAUGAAUGAAUGGACUAUGUGAUUUGGUUGUCGGGUCAUUUUGCUUUUGCCUUUUAUUUUGCCCUUUUAUCACGUAAAUCUAAUGGUCUAUGUUUGGAUUAUGAUACCCUUUUAGUAAGCAUUUUUUGUAGCAUUGUCCUUUUAUUUUUACUGAUUUUUUAUUUUCCUUCUUCAUUUUGGAAUGCUAGUACUGGAUCCAAUUUCCACUGCUACUUUUUGUAUUUUUUUUUUGUGUGCUUGUGUGUAAUAUAUAUAUAUAAUCUCUUCAAAUGAUAUAUUGCUGUGCUUCAGUUACCUAAAUGGAAGAUAUUGAAUGAGUUGAUUGGUCCUUCACCACUGAAUGGUUAUCUAUUUUGGUGAAGGUCAUGGUUUUGCUGAUUGGUUUGAUGUUGAAUUCAACCCUUUUCAUUUCUGUAAUAUUCUCCAGCUAAAGGUAUAUAGAGUAGAAUAGAAAUGCAGUAGCUCAAUUCAAUGAGCUAUAUUUGUAAUUUAGGUUCUGAGCUUUGUUUUAUGCACUUGCCUUGUCCUUUUACUUGACCAUGGCUUUUAUUUACUUUGUUCAUCUAUGUUUUUUUAAUUGAACUUGUUGUUUUCUCAUGUUAUGAUAUAAAAUGGGCAGAAGUGCGCAAUGGGGUUGGCAAAAGGAUAGUUAUUUCCAAAAGGAUCCAAAUUACGUCAUGUCUGAAGGUCUUUGGAAUGGAGUGGCUCAGAAUGAAGAAGAUAUUUCUUAUAUGUUUGAUGAGGAAACAACCCCAGUUAAGGCCUGCAUGGAUUUGGAAUACCAUGUUGACCAUAAAGAUACUAUGAACAAGGAAGUUGAAGAAUGUAGGGAGUCCUUUUCACAAAUGAAGAGGCGCCGGAUGCUACAGUUUACCAAUGAUGACUUUGAUAACUCCCUUCUCUAUGAUGAGAUUUCUUCCGUCUUCCUUAAAUUAAAUGUUCAUUUGCAAUAUCCCUCUACAUUGGAUUGUCAUACUAAAAGCAUUUUAUAA